Messenger RNA from Pteropus alecto (black flying fox), 4076 nucleotides. It is a transcript of the gene DDAH1, whose product is annotated as dimethylarginine dimethylaminohydrolase 1. The transcript has 6 exons. The coding region runs from base 118 to 975 and encodes 285 amino acids. Gene Ontology annotation, biological process: positive regulation of nitric oxide biosynthetic process; arginine metabolic process. The record is from RefSeq and is a predicted model, not a curated record. Gene Ontology annotation, molecular function: dimethylargininase activity; amino acid binding. NCBI's taxonomy places the organism in Eukaryota, Metazoa, Chordata, Mammalia, Chiroptera, Pteropodidae.
CGGGCAGGGCUCCGGGCGCCAGCCGGCUCCUGCAUCACAUUCAUCUGCUGCCAAGGGGAGCUGCCGGGCGCACCCGCCGCCGCUCCCCCUGCUGCGUCCUUGCCGCCGCCCGGAGUCAUGGCCACGCUCGGCCACCCGGCUGCCUUCGGCCGCGCCACCCAUGCCGUGGUGCGGGCGCUGCCCGAGUCCCUCUGCCAGCACGCACUGAGGAAAACCAAGGGCGACGAGGUGGAUUUCGCCCGCGCGGAGCGGCAGCACCAGCUCUACGUGGGCGUGCUGGGCAGUAAGCUGGGGCUGCAAGUGGUAAUGCUGCCGGCCGACGAGAGCCUCCCGGACUGCGUGUUCGUGGAAGACGUGGCCGUGGUGUGCGAGGAGACGGCCCUCAUCACCCGACCCGGGGCGCCGAGCCGGAGGAAGGAGGUUGACAUGAUAAAAGAAGCAUUAGAAAAACUUCAGCUCAAUAUAGUAGAGAUGAAAGAUGAAAAUGCAACCUUAGAUGGUGGAGACGUCUUAUUCACAGGCAGAGAAUUUUUUGUGGGCCUUUCCAAAAGGACAAAUCAACGAGGUGCUGAAAUCUUGGCUGAUACUUUUAAGGACUAUGCGGUCUCCACAGUCCCAGUGGCUGAUGUUUUGCAUUUGAAGAGUUUCUGCAGCAUGGCUGGGCCUAACCUUAUCGCAAUUGGAUCCAGUGAAUCUGCACAGAAGGCCCUCAAGAUCAUGCAACAGAUGAGCGACCACCGCUACGACAAACUCACUGUGCCUGAUGAGGUGGCUGCAAACUGUAUCUAUCUAAAUAUCCCUAGCAAAGGCCAUGUCUUGCUGCACCGAACCCCAGAAGAGUAUCCAGAAAGUGCAAAGGUUUAUGAAAAGCUGAAGGACCAUAUGCUGAUCCCCGUGAGCCUGUCUGAACUGGAAAAGGUGGACGGGCAGCUCACCUGCUGCUCGAUUUUAAUUAACAAGAAGGUAGACUCCUGAGUGGCAGUCUCUCCUGCAGCCGGCAAUACUGAACUCAAAAGGCCAACAACUGUCCCCUCUCCUGUCGUUUUCAUUGACGAUCUACUGUGCCACUGUGUGACUAACUUUGGUUUACAAAAGUUUAAUUUUAAUUUUAAUUGCUUUGUUCUGCACCUUCCCUUCCCUCCCCUCACGGUGAUAGCCCCUCACGGGUGAUAGCUAAGCUGUGGAUUGGCUAAAUGAAUUAAGCAACCUAGAAAAUGUAGAGCUAAUGAAUUAUUGAAAUGUGAUUAAUGGUUGUAAGAAAACACUCAUUUAGUGAUUGUAUUAUCAGUGUGAAAAUCAUUUAGUUGCCAAUAUACGCUGAAGAAUGUGUUCUUGAUCAGUCAGAUAAGCUGGGGUGGUUUUGUUUUUUGGGUUUUUUUUUUUUUUGUAUAUCAUUUAUCAUCUUUGCUUCCUGUGAAAUUCCCUGGUCCACGAAUUUUCCUCCCUUCCCUCUUUUUGUCUUGCAACUCUGAAAACUUUUUUUCCAGUUACUUUCUUUGGCUUUUCUCACUUCUAUCACAGUCACCUUGACCUUGGGUAAAAUUAGGAGUUUUGCCUACCGGAUACCUUCCUGCAGGUUCACCCUGUCUGCCACCUGUCUCCUCUGCCUCAUGGCUACAUCUUCUGCCACUGCCCCAACUCUACCCCAGAGGGGCAGACAGAGCCCUCAGCAGAACUGUGAACAAAAUCAGAGCUGCUGUUUGGGGGAGAGUUCAUCACACAGAAGCACAUCCUGACAGGGUUUCCCCAGAGAUCUAAAUUCCAGAAGAAGUAGGGCAUCACACCUAGGAAGAUAAAUUCAGCACCAGACGGUUGCUAGGGGAUUGUAGAUCAAGAAACUUGGAAAUAUCCAUGGGUACAACAUCUUAGAAAGUCUUUAAGUCACAUUCCAUGAAUUUUUGCUUCAUUACUAUCCACGUAUAGACCUUGGGGAAAUUCUUAUUUUUUCUUCAGCUCAUUUCUAUUUCCCUCCAUUGUGACUCACCCUAUUUCCAGCCUUCUACCCCCAGCAGUUAUCCUGGCUUAGCAAAGUUAUUUCCUUCAAAAGAGACAUCACAUCUAAAAAUGAUUAUUGAUGGUCCAGUGCGAGCCAAAUAGAGCAUGUUCAGGAAGUGAUUGGCUUGAUGCUUGAAACCAACUGCUGACAAUGGACAAUUACACUUUAAAAUAUCCAUGAAUAUUUACUGUGGAAUUCAAUUAAAAUUUCUUUUCUCUCUAGCCUUCAGAUUGCAAAAUCUUAAACUGACACGAAUCUUUUACAUAGAACAAUGCCUCGGUGAAGGGAGAGAUCAUUGUCUUUUACUUAACCCUGAAAGAAUCAGUCUUUUAUUUUAUUUUUUGAUGGUAAAUUACUUUACUUGUAUUUUAUUUUAUUUUUAUUUUAUUUUUAUCAUGGCAACAUUGGUAAACGAAAUCCAGUAAGUUUUAGGUGUGCAAUUAAGAAUCAGUCUUUUAGCAGGCCAGGGAAAUGGUACUUUCCAAGGAAUGAUGACUGAUCCAGACACGUUAUAGAACUUCCGAGUCAUCUCCACCUUUCCUGUAUUGCCUGUGGCUUGUUGUUUAAGAGUAAGAAUCAGGGAGAUUAAGAAAUACUACUUCAAGAUUUGCUCUGCUCACCUGUGUGUAUGUAAUCAGUCACCUUCAUUCAUUUCAUCUCCCCCUUAGCAAAUGGAAGUGAUAAACCUCUGAGAAAACCGGGACACAUUUAACCACUUUUUGUCUUUUUCACGUAUUUGAUGAUUUUUUGCCAAAAUGUGGAGGAAUUUCUUCUCCUCCUUCUCCUCCUUAUUGCUUAACUUUAAAAUUCAGUUCACAUGCAAAUAUCUAAUUAUAUGCAUCCUGUGAAUAAUCCUUAUCUUAGUCAAUGCCAUAUUUCCAACUGUCUUCUCAUGGGUGAAUAAUAUGUUUUUACGAAAGAAAAAAUAAAUGUUACCCACAUGCCCAAGUUAAGAAAGAAAAAUUGUCCUUAGCAGUUACGGUUGCCCUUUGGGGUUAAAUAUGGCCUUGUGGUGGCAAAAGUAGACAUCCCCUGUGAGAGUUCAACAUCUCAAUGCAACCACAGGAAAACAAACCCAAUCAGCUGGAUUAGGCCUAAUGUUAAAGUUAACUGGCAUAUAAUUUUCAAUGUCUUUACUCCUAGCAUCCCAAAUUAAAGAAUGGUUUUCUAUUAUGUUUAGUCAAUUGCAAAUUAUUAGAUUUUUCUUUUGAACAAUUUGUUUUACAGAAAGCUGUUUUUCACUUUUCCUUUCCUUCUUUCCUUCUCUUUGUCCCAAGAAAUCACUUAGAAUCUGUGUGCCUCUUCUACAGAAUCUUAUUCUGCAUUGCUAUGUCACCAACUAGGCUGGCUUCUUUGGACUCCCUAUGUGAUAUGAUAAUGUGAAAAUCUAAAAGAUUUGCAGCGUAGUAGUAUUACUUCCUUGGUAUUCUCAUCAGCAUAAUGUUAUCUUUGAAGAGGAAUGAUAAUCUGUUACAUAGGUUCCCCUCUUGUCCAUUGUGAUUUAUAAGACUAGAUUAACUAACAAAAACUGCUUUUUGACAUUAUAAAGACAUUAGUAAUUGUACGUAAGUAAGUAAAAGUUGAAUUACUUGAUCAGUCAGUAAGAUUCAAUUUAAUAAGGAUGAUAUAGAGAAAGUACAUUAUUUAGCAUUAUCUCUUCAACUGUGUGAUGGAUUGCUAUAGAAAUCAAUAAGCAGAUCUCACUAAUGUGUAUUGAUUGCUCUUUUAAGCUACUGUGAACAGAUUUCUAAGGCCAUCUCUUCAUCUCAAAGGGGAGAAAAUAGUCUGUAGAUAAAUACCGUGACUUAUUUAGAGUUGCAUGUUAGUCUUUGUAAUUAUUUACUCUUUAACAUUCUACAGAACUCAGACAUGACUUCCACACGGUGUUAGGUUUGUGCAUUUUCUUGUACUGACCAUCUCGUUUCAGCCAAUGUAUGGUUAUCCACAUUGUGUGCCAAAACCAGUAAUGCCUUUCACAGCCCUGUAGUCCAGAGAAGUUCUGCACUGAUUUUAGUCUCUUGCUGUCCUGAUCCUACAAGUAUACCAAUCACGACAGAAUAAAGUGUGAGUUGUACUGUGA